AUGACAUUAUGUUGUAUCGAAACAGAUGACACUGUUUGUCAAACAUUGCCUUGUUUACCCUCUCUAAUCAAAUGGAAUAUAAUAACAACGAGAGAUGAUAAUAACAACAACAUCCAACAACCAGUGAAAGAAGAGCCAUCGGCUCUUGAUGAAGAUGUUAGACGUUUGAUGUCGGCUCUUGGUCUGAAAUCAAAGCAACGACAGAAACUAAUAGAAACUUCGUCAAAAGCACUCAUACGAGUCCCAUUACCUAUCAUUCCGUUCAAACGUCGAACUCAAAAAGGACUUGCACAUGGAAUAAAUCAAGUGAAACCUCUAUGCCUUUUGAGUUUGAGAAAAUAUGAUGUUCGAGAACCAAUUCAGUUUGUUGUAACGGAUUUGAAAAAAAUAUCCGUUGUGAAGCAUUAUGAAAACUAUUGCGUCACUGACACCUUAAAAAUACCUAACAAGCAAACAAAAAGAUCGGUACAAAAGAAUUCAAGCAUGUCGCUUUGUCCUCCACAACGUCAAGAUGUUCUAAGAUCUAAACAUAGAAAAGAUGUUGGAUUGAAGAAACGUCUACAAAGUCGCCCAGUUUCAGAAAAUAUCACAUUAAGAGAAUGUAAAAUUGUCUUGCAAAGAUUAAACAGAAGUUAUGUUGAAGAUAUAAUACAAAUGCAACAGGCUGAAUCUAAACUAAAAUCUUCACCUAUGAUAAAAUCGAAAACAGCAGUAACUACAAUACUAAAAGUGAAAAAGCUUCGAUCUAGAAAGAAGAAAUGUCAUAUCAAACGAUCACCUUCACCUUCGAAUGAAAAUAAACCACAAUUAACACUAUCAACGAUCAAACGAAAAGCGCUCCCAUUCAAAUCACCAUGUGAUCUUACUGAAUUAACAAAUUCUAACACAACAAAACGUCAGAAAACGAUUACUGUAAACAACAGUGAUUACCUGACUGAGAAUGUGACCAAAGUUCCGUUGCUGCAAACAGUACAUCCAUUCAAAUUCGACAGUAUCUGUCUGAAAUGUUUCAUUUGUAACAUUCGACAAGUUCUUUCGUUUGGUACUCUAACGUACGAUCUUCAUUCACAUUGGCAACUACACAAAAAGUUGAAUGUCACAUAUAAUAUCUACGAUACAGUUAUGGACAAGAAAUGCUUUCGGAUGGUAGAAUAUUUCAUACCACCGCAGCAUCCUGCAAUGGAAGGGAGACCAUUGGACAUUUUCGUUACUCACGGCAAAGAGCUACAACAAGAACAAGUAGUGAUCAUUAGUGACGAUGAAAAUGAGGACGUUAUUUGUCUCGACUAA
Molecule: messenger RNA, 1290 nt
Organism: Didymodactylos carnosus
Lineage: Eukaryota; Metazoa; Rotifera; Eurotatoria; Philodinida; Philodinidae
Source: the annotation of a GenBank genome assembly